Molecule: messenger RNA, 2018 nt
Organism: Heteronotia binoei (common prickly gecko)
Lineage: Eukaryota; Metazoa; Chordata; Lepidosauria; Squamata; Gekkonidae
Gene: RBPJ
Product: recombination signal binding protein for immunoglobulin kappa J region
Exons: 11
Coding region: 81-1544 (487 amino acids)
Biological process (GO): Notch signaling pathway; regulation of transcription by RNA polymerase II
Cellular component (GO): MAML1-RBP-Jkappa- ICN1 complex; nucleus
Molecular function (GO): RNA polymerase II cis-regulatory region sequence-specific DNA binding; DNA-binding transcription activator activity, RNA polymerase II-specific
Source: RefSeq, a predicted model, not a curated record
UUAUUCCCCGGCGCGCGCCUGCGGCGGCCGCCCUGGCCCGCUCUCGCGAGAGUAGGAGUUUUGGCGAGAGUUUGUGGAAGAUGGCGCCUGUUGUGACAGGGAAAUUCGGUGAGCGACCUCAGCCUAAACGGCUCACCAGGGAAGCUAUGAGAAAUUAUUUAAAGGAGCGAGGUGAUCAAACAGUCCUAAUUCUUCACGCAAAAGUUGCACAGAAAUCUUACGGAAAUGAAAAGAGGUUUUUUUGCCCCCCUCCGUGUGUCUACCUUAUGGGUAGCGGGUGGAAGAAAAAAAAAGAGCAGAUGGAGCGGGACGGCUGCUCCGAACAGGAGUCCCAACCGUGCGCCUUUAUUGGGAUUGGCAACAGCGACCAAGAAAUGCAGCAGCUGAACCUGGAAGGAAAGAACUAUUGCACAGCUAAAACCUUGUACAUAUCCGACUCUGACAAGAGAAAGCACUUCAUGUUAUCGGUAAAAAUGUUCUAUGGCAAUAGCGACGAUAUCGGCGUGUUCCUCAGUAAGCGGAUCAAAGUCAUCUCCAAGCCUUCUAAAAAGAAACAGUCAUUGAAAAAUGCGGACUUGUGCAUCGCAUCAGGGACUAAAGUGGCACUAUUUAACAGACUCCGGUCGCAAACGGUGAGCACCAGAUACUUGCAUGUCGAAGGGGGAAACUUCCAUGCCAGCUCACAACAGUGGGGAGCCUUUUACAUUCACCUCUUGGAUGACGAUGAAUCAGAAGGAGAAGAAUUCACCGUUCGAGAUGGCUACAUCCAUUAUGGACAGACAGUCAAGCUUGUCUGCUCCGUUACUGGCAUGGCACUCCCAAGAUUGAUAAUUCGGAAAGUGGACAAACAGACUGCAUUACUAGAUGCGGACGAUCCAGUGUCACAGCUCCACAAGUGUGCGUUUUACCUUAAAGAUACCGAAAGAAUGUAUUUGUGCCUUUCUCAAGAGAGAAUUAUCCAGUUUCAAGCCACUCCAUGCCCCAAAGAACCAAAUAAAGAGAUGAUUAACGAUGGCGCUUCGUGGACGAUCAUCAGCACGGAUAAAGCAGAGUAUACCUUUUAUGAGGGGAUGGGACCGGUGCAUGCUCCAGUAACACCUGUGCCUGUUGUGGAAAGUCUUCAACUGAAUGGCGGCGGAGACGUAGCAAUGCUGGAGCUAACGGGACAGAACUUCACUCCAAAUUUACGCGUCUGGUUUGGGGACGUCGAAGCGGAAACCAUGUACAGGUGCGCCGAAAGCAUGCUGUGUGUCGUUCCCGACAUCUCUGCCUUCCGGGAAGGCUGGCGGUGGGUCCGUCAGCCCGUCCAGGUGCCCGUGACGUUGGUCCGCAAUGAUGGCAUCAUCUACUCCACCAGCCUUACGUUUACUUACACGCCGGAGCCGGGCCCCCGGCCCCACUGCAGCGCCGCCGGAGCCAUCCUCAGGGCCAAUUCGAGCCUCCUGGCCUCCAGCGAAACAAACGCAAACAGCGAGGGGAGUUACACAACCGUCAGCACAAACCCAAGCAACGUCACGUCAUCGACGGCAACGGUAGUUUCCUAACCACUGCUCUCGACGUGGAACUUUGUUGUUGUUGCUUUUCUUUUUUUUUUUAAAUGACUUUCAAGUGCUUCGAUAAAACGGAACAAUUUUUUUGUGGUUUCAUGGGGGGAGAAAAAAAAAACGCCUCUUCGCUACUUCUUUGAACUUCUAUCACCUGUAAGUGCUGAUCUCAACAGAAGCCACAAAUUAAAAAAAGAAAGAAAGAACAAACUGGGGGGGGGGGACAGGGAAGGAAUACUCUGUAUUCAAAUUCUAUUUUUAGCUGUCUUUAUAAAAAACGGGCAUGAGUUUAAAAAUAAUAAAAAAGUGGUUGGGGGGGGAGGGGAAAGUUGAACUAGCAAACAUGGACAUAACAUAGUUUUUAUGGACCAAGGAACGCUUUAGUAUAAAAGGUACAUUUUCACCAUACCUUUUUGUAUCACAACAUAUAGUACGCUUUUGUUACCAAAUAGUUUCUAUAUAAUUUUUUUUUUC